This is a messenger RNA of Chlorella variabilis, 882 nucleotides long. RefSeq lists its product as hypothetical. Gene Ontology annotation, molecular function: glycosyltransferase activity. The coding region runs from base 1 to 882 and encodes 293 amino acids. The record is from RefSeq and is a predicted model, not a curated record. NCBI's taxonomy places the organism in Eukaryota, Viridiplantae, Chlorophyta, Trebouxiophyceae, Chlorellales, Chlorellaceae. The transcript has 8 exons.
AUGCCGCAGGAGAUGGCGCGGCGCGGCAGCACCUGGCGGCCGGACAGCUACCUGAUGGGUGUGCAGGCGCUGGCGCGCAGCCUGCUGGCGGCCCAGGCACAGCACCCCCUGCUCGUCAUGUACACCCCAGACAGCCUGUCGCUGGAAGCGGUGGCGGCGCUGCAGCUGGAGGCCUGCCAGCUGCUGCCAGUCGAGCGCUAUGUGCCCGCCGGCCACCACGAUGCUGGGCAGUACAAGCUGCAGCUGUAUGGCGAGUGCUGGAACAAGCUGCGGAUAUGGGAGCUGGAGGAGCAGUACGAAAGGCUGGCCUACCUCGAUGCCGACAUGCUGGUGCUGAGGAACAUCGAUCACCUGUUUGCCCUGCCGCCGGGCUUCUAUGCUGCUCCAGACUGCACGGCCGGGCGGCAGUCGCAGGCGGAGCGCGACGCGUGCCCGCUGUUCUCCCCAGAGCGACCACACUACUUCAACGCAGGCUUCUUCCUCGUGACGCCCUCACGUGCCGAGCUGGCACGGUUUCAGUCGCUGCUGGCGGCUGGGGCUGUGCGCAUCGGAGGCUACGCGGAGCAGGACCUGCUGAACGAGGUGCUGCACGGCUCACGCCAGGAGUUCAGUGCUCCGCAGGACACUUGGAGGCCGCUGCCGCACACCUUCAACGCGCAGAAGGGCAUCCGCCGCCACCACCCGCAGCUGUGGCGCCAGCACUGGCACGCCGUGGCCGUCGUUCACUACACGGAUGCCAAGCCCUGGCAGGAGGGCCACUCGGAUCACGCAGAGUAUCAAGAUUUGGUGCAGCUGUGGUGGCGGGUCUUCCACUCUGGGCGCCCAGCCCUGACCGGCGGCAGUGCGGCCCGGGGCCCGCCACCGCCAGCCCCCAGCGCCUGA